AUGGACUGCGGCUUCAGAUUCCGUCCCACUGAAGAGGAACUGGUGAACCACUACUUGAGGAAGAAGAAACAGGACAAAGAUUUUAAAGUUGACCACAUCAUCCCUGAGAUUGAUAUCUGCAAGUACGAGCCUUGGGAUUUACCUGGGCUGUUCACAGAGCCAGAGUCGCCAUAUCAGGAUAUGUUCUUCUUCAGCCCAAGGGAUUACAAGUACAUCAACAACAGAGCUCGCACCAACAGGGUCACUGAGCGAGGCUUCUGGAAAUCACAGGCAAAGAACGUGUGA
Messenger RNA from Prunus armeniaca (apricot), 285 nucleotides. NCBI's taxonomy places the organism in Eukaryota, Viridiplantae, Streptophyta, Magnoliopsida, Rosales, Rosaceae. The record is from the annotation of a GenBank genome assembly.